AUGAACAUUCGCUGUGCGCGAGUCGAUGAUUUGAUGAGCAUGCAAAAUGCAAAUCUGAUGUGUCUACCUGAAAAUUAUCAAAUGAAAUACUACUUUUACCAUGCACUCUCCUGGCCACAACUCUCGUACAUUGCUGAAGAUCAUAAGGGAAAUGUUGUUGGAUAUGUGCUCGCCAAGAUGGAAGAAGACCCAGGAGAGGAUCCACACGGACACAUCACAUCUCUCGCUGUCAAGAGAUCGUACCGUCGCCUGGGACUGGCCAACAAAAUGAUGGAUCAAACCGCGAGAGCAAUGGUAGAAACAUAUAAUGCCAAAUUCGUAUCUCUGCAUGUUCGCGUUUCGAACCGCGCAGCUCUGAACCUGUAUAAAAAUACUCUCAAGUUUGAAAUCGUGGACACCGAGCCGAAAUACUAUGCUGACGGAGAAGAUGCCUAUGCCAUGCGUCGUGAUUUGGCGAAAUGGGCCGAAGAAAGGGAUAUCGAGCCAGCCGAUAAAGAAGCUUACGCAACAUCGAAGUCUUCAGACGACAAAAAGAAGCGUCAUUAA
Caenorhabditis briggsae is the source of this 546-nucleotide messenger RNA. Gene Ontology annotation, biological process: N-terminal peptidyl-glutamic acid acetylation. The transcript is spliced from 3 exons. Gene Ontology annotation, cellular component: NatA complex. The coding region runs from base 1 to 546 and encodes 181 amino acids. The record is from RefSeq and is a predicted model, not a curated record. Lineage: Eukaryota; Metazoa; Nematoda; Chromadorea; Rhabditida; Rhabditidae. Gene Ontology annotation, molecular function: protein-N-terminal-glutamate acetyltransferase activity; protein N-terminal-serine acetyltransferase activity.